GCCCUUCAGAACCGGAAGCCUCCCCUCUAAGCUGAGGAGGAGAAAAGGGGGGAAGGGGCGCGCGCAGGCGGGCUCUGCGCGUAUCGCCAGAAGCAACGGAGGUACCUCCAAUAAUCCCACAGGUCGAGGAGCCGGCCGUCCGCCUCCGCUUCCCCCUAAGGCUGAGGCGAGGAGAAAGCCGCCCUUCUCCCUCCCCCUUUCUGACAGUUGCGAAGUGAGGCGGAGCUGAAAGAAGCAGAGAGGAGCCUCCACCGCCGCCUGCCCCGCUUGGACACGUUUUGCUGCCUCCUUGGCAGCGCGAGCUGUCUUGGAGGCAGCCAGGUGGCCUGCGGGGUCAGGCCGCCUUGCUUUCGGGGCCGCCCAGGCGGGAAAGCGUCCCUUCGCCGCCUCGAGAGACUACUGCAGCCCGCUGCGGGGAUGUGCCAUUGCCAUGGCGAGGAGGCUCUUCGCGGGGGCCUGGCUCAGGAAGCCCUACUACAGCCAGGUUCGAUUCUCUUACAUACGGAUGAAGUAUCUCUUCUUCUCUUGGCUAGGAGUAUUUAUUGGCAGCUGGAUUAUUUAUGUUCAGUACUCAUCUUACACAGAACUUUGCAGAGGGCAUGACUGCAAGAAAAUAAUAGUGGCGACAGACAAGGUUUCAGGGAAGCUGAGUUCUACUCUCUCAUGGGUGAAGAACACUGCCAGUCAAAUGGCCAGUCAGGUGGCAAGUCCAUCUGCUUCAUUACACACUACAUCCUCCUCUACCACACUCUCUACUCCAGCAUUGUCUCCAUCGUCACCAGGAGAAUUGAGUCCCGAUGACUUACAAUUAUUGGCUAAAUUAGAAGAACAAAAUAGGUUGUUGGAGACUGACAGCAAAUUACUGCGAUCAGUAAAUGAGUCAAGAAGAAACAGUGGCUCCUCACUUGUUUCUAGUUCAUCAGCUUCUAGCAACCUCAGCCAUCUUGAAGAAGAUUCCUGGAUCCUUUGGGGAAGAAUUGUAAAUGAGUGGGAAGAUGUACGCAAAAAGAAAGAGAAGCAAGUUAAGGAACUGGUUCGAAAAGGGAUACCCCAUCAUUUCCGAGCAAUAGUUUGGCAGCUUUUAUGCACGGCUCAAAAUAUGACAAUUAAGGAUCAAUAUUCAGAACUUUUGAAAAUGACUUCACCUUGCGAAAAGCUUAUAAGAAGAGACAUUGCUAGAACAUACCCUGAACAUGAUUUUUUUAAAGAAAAAGACAGUCUUGGGCAGGAGGUUUUAUUUAAUGUAAUGAAGGCAUAUUCGCUAGUGGACCGUGAGGUUGGUUACUGUCAAGGAAGUGCUUUUAUUGUUGGAUUGCUUCUUAUGCAGAUGCCAGAGGAGGAAGCAUUCUGUGUGUUUGUUAAAUUAAUGCAAGAUUAUCGACUUCGAGAACUGUUCAAACCAAGUAUGGCUGAGCUGGGCCUUUGUAUGUAUCAGUUUGAAAGUAUGAUACAGGAGCAGCUGCCAGAGCUAUAUAUGCAUUUCCAGGCCCAGAGUUUCCAUACCUCUAUGUAUGCAUCAUCGUGGUUCUUAACUAUUUUUCUUACAACUUUCCCGUUACCAAUUGCAACAAGAAUAUUUGAUAUCUUUAUGUCUGAGGGUUUAGAGAUCGUGUUUCGGGUUGGCUUAGCACUACUCCAAAUGAAUCAAGCAGAAUUAAUGCAACUUGACAUGGAAGGGAUGUUACAGCAUUUUCAAAAGGUCGUUCCACAUCAGUUUGACUGUGGGCCAGACAAGUUAAUCCAAGCAGCUUAUCAGCUCAAAUACAAUGCAAAAAAGAUGAAGAAGCUAGAAAAAGAAUAUACUACUAUAAAAACAAAAGAAAUGGAAGAACAAGUUGAAAUUAAAAGAUUGCGAACAGAAAACAGACUUUUAAAACAGCGCAUUGAAACACUAGAAAAAGAAAGUGCUUCCUUGGCAGAUAGAUUGAUACAGGGACAAGUGACAAGGGCCCAGGAGGCUGAGGAAAACUACCUCAUAAAACGGGAGCUGGCCACCAUCAAACAGCAGAGUGAUGAGGUCAUUACUAAACUGGAGCAAGCUGAGAAUACCAUCAGGGAGCUCCAGCAGCAGCAACAACGGCACAAGUGCAAUCCUCGCUAUAGUGAAGACUUCAUCCUGCAGUUGGAAAAAGAGUUGGUGCAAGCAAGACUGAGUGAAGCAGAAUCCCACUGUGCCUUGAAGGAAAUGCAAGAUAAGGUUCUUGAGAUGGAAAAGAGGAAUAGCUCUUUCCCAGAUGAGAAUAAUAUUGUUAGACUUCAAGAAGAAUUGAUUGCAGUGAAACUAAGAGAAGCAGAAGCUGUGAUGGGUCUAAAAGAACUUAGGCAACAAGUUAAAGAUUUGGAAGAACAUUGGCAGCGUCAUUUAGUUCGCACAACUGGAAGAUGGAAAGAUCCACCCAAAAAGAACACUGUAAAUGAAUUGCAAGAUGAACUUAUGACAGUCAGACUUAGAGAAGCAGAAACACAAGCGGAGUUGAAAGAGGUGAAACAAAGGAUGAUGGAAAUGGAAACACGGAACCAGAUAAAUAGCAACCAUUUGCGAAGGGCAGAGCAAGAGAUUGCCAAUCUGCAAGGGAAGGUCCAGUAUCUGUCUGCUCAAAACAAAGGACUUCUGACUCAGCUAACUGAAUCAAAGCGAAAGCAAGCGGAGAUUGAAUGCAAGAAUAAAGAAGAAGUAAUGGCUGUAAGACUCCGAGAGGCAGAUAGCAUAGCAGUUGUGGCAGAACUCCAGCAACAUAUUGCAGAACUAGAAAUCCAGAAAGAAGAAGGGAAAAUUCAGGGGCAGCUUAAUAAUUCCGACUCAAGUCAGUAUAUCAGAGAACUGAAAGAUCAGAUAGCAGAGCUGAAUCAUGAGAUCAGAUGCCUAAAAGGCAAGAAAACCUUUUCAGGCCCAUGCACUUUUGAUGGGAUUCAUAUUGUGAACCAUUUGAUAGGAGAUGAUGAGUCAUUGCAUUCGUCUGAUGAAGAUUUUAUAUCAAACCAUAUUCAGGAGGCUGGAGUCCAUUUUCACUUGCCUGGGAGGACUGGUCAGAUGGACUUGAAUCCAACUGUGGCAGACAGUAGUGACAGCGAUACUGAAAUAUCAGAUGUAAUCAUUCAGAAAGAAAAUAACCAAAAAAGAGUGGAGUCUUAUUCUACUACUGUAUGAUCACUGUGAAUGGUAUUGGCCUUCAUUCUCAAGGAGCUUAUUCCAUGAUCAAGAGAAUUCAAACAAAAAAAGCUCUUGGACUGACUAGCUUUUGCAUCUUACUGAUGCAUGAUGUGUUGCAUCUUCCUUUCUGUCUCUGUAUUUGCCAAAUCUUUAUCCCCAACUUGUUGUUGCCAUAGAGUAGACUAGGAAGAGGUUGGAUACGUGAUGGAUGACAGUAUUAAUAUUUCUUGUAUGCUUCUCAUGCUAGAAAAUGCACACUCAAUUUCUUCCUACGCAAAGACCAUACAGCAGUUUAUGAACAUGGGUAAUUCUUAGUCUUCAAAAGAAAAUUAUUCUUGUGCAAUAUUUUAAUGCUCUGUGAACAUAUGUUUUCUUUUUACAAAACAGUUUGUGAUCAAGAUGGCUAUAUCAGAUAUGGCAUUUAUCUGAUCAUCUUGAGUAUCUUAUUUUUAAUUAAAAUGACCUAUUGUUGGAGACCCUUAAAGUUUCCGAUCUAAAGCCUUUACUUGUGCUAUUUUAUACAAUAAUGGUGACACUUUGUUCUAAAGGAUUUACAAAAAACUUUCGUCAACUUUUAUGUGCGUCUGCUUUUGACAUGUUAAUGGACCUGAUCAGAGUAUGUUAACUACAAAUAAUGUCUAUUUUGUAUAUAUUUAUAUAUCUCUGGCCCUGCCUAAAAAUGUACAUUGAAUUUUGUAUGGAAAGUGUAAAUGUUGACUGGUCUUAGCAUUUUAAAAGUUAAUGAAAUUCUGUGUAAAGCAAGUAAAAUUUAAAAUGUUUAUGGGAAAAAUGCAAAACACUAAUUCUAGGGUUAAGACUUCUGCUUACCAAAUGACCCACAGGUUCAUGUCCUACUGAAAUGUGUUCCAAAUGACACUAUUGACUGAAAUUUUAACUUUGUGUAUAUGUAACUAUAUAAUAAACUUUUUUCAUGAUUUCAUAGAUACUAAA
Rhineura floridana is the source of this 4102-nucleotide messenger RNA. RefSeq names its product divergent protein kinase domain 1A. The record is from RefSeq and is a predicted model, not a curated record. NCBI's taxonomy places the organism in Eukaryota, Metazoa, Chordata, Lepidosauria, Squamata, Rhineuridae. Bases 431 to 3148 code for a protein of 905 amino acids. The transcript is spliced from 21 exons.